Messenger RNA from Populus trichocarpa (black cottonwood), 1836 nucleotides. RefSeq lists its product as uncharacterized. Gene Ontology annotation, biological process: chromatin remodeling. The transcript has 14 exons. The record is from RefSeq and is a predicted model, not a curated record. Gene Ontology annotation, cellular component: Swr1 complex. Bases 42 to 1394 code for a protein of 450 amino acids. Gene Ontology annotation, molecular function: nucleic acid binding; nucleosome binding; zinc ion binding. Lineage: Eukaryota; Viridiplantae; Streptophyta; Magnoliopsida; Malpighiales; Salicaceae.
CUUUACUGAUCUGUUGUUUGCGAGAAACUGAGAGAAACAGAAUGGGAACGAGAACAAAUUUCUACAAGACGCCUUCUCUCUCUUACAAAAAAGACUUAAAUCUCUCCUCCGCUCUUCAAAACCUAAAGGCUUAUAACAUCGCCACCGGUAAUGCUCCUUUAACUACAGAAGAAGAAGAUGAGCAACAACCUCGCGGCGACAGCAAAAUUGCCCGCCCGAAACGACAACGUAUUCAGAAAAAUCCACAGCACAAUAAGCACGGCCAUGCGAUUGAGGAGAAUGAUGAACCGAUGUCUCACCUGGAUUACAUAAAUAAGAGAAGGAAAGAAGUUAGCUCAUCUAAUCAGUCGUAUGAAAAUUUAACUUCUGAUGUUCUAGUGCAGGGAAAUACGAUCUCUGUUUUAAAUUUGGUAAAUUAUGGAAGUGAUUCUUCGGAAUCUGAAGAGAAGGAGGGUUCCUCAGGUUCUAGACAGGAUGAUACCUUGCAUUCUGAUCAUCCAAAUGAAGUUGAUCGAGUGAAGUCUAGAAGUGAGCAACGGUAUCCUGUCCCAGGAGAGCCUGUUUGUUUGUUAUGUGGAAAAUAUGGUGAAUAUAUUUGCAAUGAGACCGAUGAUGAUAUCUGCAGCUUGGAAUGCAAAGCUGAGCUUCUGCAAAGUCUGAAACUUGCUAAGGGUCCAGCAAGCAAUCAACAACUCGAUGUCUCUUCAUCUGGAUUCAAAUGUGCCUUGCCAAUGCCAUUGCUUGGAGAGGACACGUGGGACUAUAAUCGCCAUCGCUGGUCCAAAAAGAUAUCUAAUCUUUGUGCUUAUGAGUGUUGGAAAUGUCAGAGGCCUGGACACCUUCCGGAAGACUGUUUGGUGACAACAUCUAAUCAGGUGGCAGUGGGGAAUAAGAACUCUGAUUCCAUAUCCAGAGAUCUUCUUGGACUUUAUGGAAGAUGUCAUCAGAUUGGUAAAAAAUUGUCUGGAGCAAACUGCAAUACCUGCCGCGGUUCCUUAAGUUUGGCAACUUGCCUUGAUUGCAGUAUGAUCCUCUGUGACAAUGCAGGCCAUUUACAUGAGCAUAUAAGGGCACAACCAUCCCAUCAGCAAUAUUACUCUCAUAAACUCAAGCGUUUGGUCAAAUGCUGCAAAUCAACAUGCAAGGUGACUAGCAUUAGUGAUCUUUUGGUUUGCCACCACUGUUUUGAUAAAGCCUUCGACAAGUUCUAUGAUAUGUAUACUGCAACUUGGAAAGGAACUGGACUUUCCAUUAUCUCUGGCUCUAUUUGCUGUGAAGAUCACUUUGAAUGGCAUAGGAUGAAUUGCUUGAGUGCAGGUGUAGAGGACAGAGCAUAUAUCAUUGAUAAGAAUGCCAAUAAGAAAUGUGUUCAACUUAGUGACUUCAUUUUCUGAUCUAAUGGGGUCGUGGAGCAAAGGCGUUGCUACCUCACUCCCUUUUGAUCAGACACCGAUGCUGAAUUCUAUUCGAAUUUGCAGCAUAAGAAACCAUGCAAAUCAAAUUCGAGGCAUGCAAGGAUGUCAGGCAGAAAGGUUGUUUCACUUUAGGAUUGAUUAUUUUAUGGGUAGGUAUGCAGUGACAUUAGUGUGAUAAAAAUGGGAAAAGAGAUUUAAAUGUUCUAAGUGUUAUUUUCUUUUUUUGGGCUUGGCUGGCUGCCGCACCAGUCAAUGCUUGCAUGAGCGGAGUCUUGAAAGAUCAUCUAUAUGCUGAAUGUCGUGAAUUCUUAUGGCAUUAACCAUGCCUAUAUGUAACUAGAGAAAGCUUUGUUUGAACAGAUGUAAAUUGCUAGGGUAUUUUUCAAAAAUAUAGCAAGUCUGCCCUAAUCCCAUUUUCCCU